AUGGCACGAGCUAAUUACCUCAUUUUUGCUCUGUCACUUCACGUAAUCUGGCUGUUAUUUUUUAGCAAACUAUGCAAUGCUUCGAACGUUAAGAUUUCUCGUUCUUUUCCUGCAAUUCUCAUAUUCGGCGAUUCUACUGUAGAUACGGGAAAUAACAACUUCAUUCCCACUGUCUUCAAGGGCAAUUACUUUCCAUAUGGUAAAGAUUUCCCGAACCAUGUUGCCACGGGAAGGUUUAGUAAUGGAAAACUCAUACCUGACAUGACGGCCUCUAAAUUGGGGAUAAAGGAGCUUGUUCCUCCGUUCUUAGAUCCUAAAUUGUCAAAUGAUGAUAUCAAAACAGGGGUCAAUUUUGCAUCUGCCGGCACAGGCUUCGACGAUCUAACAUCGACUAUGAACAAAGUAAUUUCGAUGACGAAGCAAAUUGAUCUUUUCAAGAAUUAUACUCAAAGGUUCGAAGGAAUUGUAGGUAUGGAUGAAAGUAAAAGAAUUAUUAGCCGUGCUUUGGUGGUCGUUAGUGCAGGAACCAAUGACGUACUCUUCAAUUUCUACAAUGAUCCUAUCAAAAAGUUGAAAUACAAUAUUAGCGGCUAUCACGAUUUUCUACAAAGCAAACUACAGAGCGUGGUCGAGGAAAUUUACCAUCUUGGAUGUUCAAAUAUUAUGGUUGCUGAACUCCCUCCAAUGGGGUGUCUUCCCAUUCAAGAAACUCUAUCAUUUAAAGAUCUCCCGACUCGAAAAUGUGUAGAAGAUCAAAAUUCAGAUUCAGAAGCCUAUAAUCAAAAGCUACUAAAGUUGUUAAAAAAUUUAGAGGCUAAACUCUCGGGAAGCACGGUUUUGUAUGUUGACAUUUUCACUCCAAUCAUGGACAUGGUCAAUAAUCCUCAUAAAUAUGGUUUCGAGCAGACAAACAAAGGUUGUUGUGGAAAUGGAUUGGCUGAAGCAGGGCCUCUUUGUAAUGCAUUAACCCCAACGUGCAAAAAUCGAUCAAAAUUUGUAUUUUGGGAUAGCUUUCAUCCGACUGAAACAGCCUAUAACUUUAUCACUGAGUCGCUUUUCAAUCAAAUUUUCGGUCACGUGAAUCGAAAUUGA
Messenger RNA from Cucurbita moschata (crookneck pumpkin), 1092 nucleotides. RefSeq names its product GDSL esterase/lipase At2g30310-like. The transcript has 3 exons. Lineage: Eukaryota; Viridiplantae; Streptophyta; Magnoliopsida; Cucurbitales; Cucurbitaceae. Gene Ontology annotation, molecular function: hydrolase activity, acting on ester bonds. The record is from RefSeq and is a predicted model, not a curated record. The coding region runs from base 1 to 1092 and encodes 363 amino acids.